AUGAACGCUUACCCCAAUGGCAGUCGUGUCUUUUUUUGGGAUGCGAAUGGGACCGCCGUCAAGGGCGUCGUAAAGGGUACCAAUGUACAAGCUGAUGGUACACAGGUCGCUGUUGUUCAGAUAGAUGGAAGCGGGAAGACAGUGACGCUACCAAUCGACGUGCUCAGCCCCGCUCGGUGA
Molecule: messenger RNA, 180 nt
Organism: Stereum hirsutum FP-91666 SS1
Lineage: Eukaryota; Fungi; Basidiomycota; Agaricomycetes; Russulales; Stereaceae
Exons: 4
Coding region: 1-180 (59 amino acids)
Source: RefSeq, a predicted model, not a curated record